Nomascus leucogenys (northern white-cheeked gibbon) is the source of this 1407-nucleotide messenger RNA. Its product is annotated as tripartite motif containing 75. The record is from RefSeq and is a predicted model, not a curated record. Gene Ontology annotation, molecular function: protein binding; zinc ion binding. NCBI's taxonomy places the organism in Eukaryota, Metazoa, Chordata, Mammalia, Primates, Hylobatidae.
AUGGCAGUGGCAGCAGCUCUGACCGGACUCCAAGCAGAAGCUAAGUGCUCCAUCUGUCUGGAUUACCUGAGUGACCCCGUCACCAUCGAAUGUGGGCACAACUUCUGUCGUUCCUGCAUCCAACAGUCCUGGCUGGAUCUACAGGAAUUGUUCCCUUGCCCUGUCUGUCGUCACCGGUGUCAAGAGGGGCACUUCAGGAGCAACACCCAGCUGGGAAGGAUGAUUGAAAUUGCCAAGCUACUCCAGAGCACCAAGAGCAAUAAAAGGAUGCAGGAAGAGACGACCUUGUGCGAGAAACACAACCAGCCCCUGAGCGUUUUCUGCAAGGAGGACCUGAUGGUGUUGUGUCCCCUGUGCACUCAGCCCCCUGACCACCAGGGCCACCAUGUGAGGCCCAUAGAGAAAGCUGCCAUUCAUUAUAGGAAAAGAUUCUGCAGUUACAUCCAGACCCUGAAAAAGCAAUUGGCAGACCUCCAAAAAUUAACAAGCACUCAAAGCAAAAAACCCUUAGAACUGAGAGAGAUGGUGGAAAACCAAAGGCAGGAAUUAUCCUCUGAAUUUGAGCACCUCAACCAGUUUUUAGAUCGUGAGCAACAGGCAGUUCUCUCCAGAUUAGCUGAAGAAGAGAAGGACAAUCAACAGAAACUCAGUGCAAACAUAACAGCAUUUUCAAACUACAGUGCCACACUCAAAAGCCAGUUAAGAAAGGUAGUAGAGCUCAGUGAGCUGUCUGAACUGGAAUUGCUGUCACAAAUUAAAAUUUUCUACGAAUCUGAAAAUGAGAGUAGCCCAUCGAUCUUUUCAAUUCAUUUAAAGAGAGAUGGCUGCAGUUUUCCUCCCCAAUAUUCUGCUCUGCAGAGAAUUAUAAAGAAAUUUAAAGUAGAAAUAAUUCUAGACUCUGAAACAGCACACCCUAACCUGAUUGUAUCUGAGGAUAAAAAAUGUGUGAGAUUUACAAAGAGAAAACAAAAGGUUCCCGGUUUCCCAAAAAGAUUUACGGUCAAGCCAGUUGUUCUGGGUUUUCCAUAUUUUCAUUCUGGCAGGCACUUCUGGGAGAUUGAAGUGGGGGAUAAGUCGGAAUGGGCUAUUGGCAUUUGCAAAGACUCUCUUCCCACAAAGGCGAGGAGACCCUCAUCAGCCCAGCAGGAAUGUUGGAGAAUUGAGCUGCAAGCUGAUGGCUAUCAUGCACCAGGGGCUUUUCCAACCCCUCUGUUGUUAGAGGUGAAAGCCAGGGCCAUUGGCAUUUUCCUGGACUAUGAGAUGGGUGAGAUCUCAUUCUAUAAUAUGGCUGAGAAAUCUCACAUCUGUACUUUCACUGACACUUUUACUGGGCCUCUUCGGCCUUAUUUCUAUGUAGGCCCAGAUUCACAACCUCUCAGAAUCUGUACAGGGACAGUUUGUGAAUGA